AUGAUGAUGUUUCCGAGGACCGGGUCUACAGCAGGACCGGGUCUACAGCGGCCUCGGAGAGAGCCCAGGACCGGGUCUACAGCGGCCUCGGAGAGAGCCCAGGACCUAGUCUACAGCGGCCUCGGAGAGAGCCCAGGACCGGGUCUACAGCGGCCUCGGAGAGAGCCCAGGACCGAGUCUACAGCGGCCUCGGAGAGAGCCCAGGACCGGGUCUACAGCGGCCUCGAAGAGAGUCCAGGACCGGGUCUACAGCGGCCUCGGAGAGAGCCCAGGACCGGGUCUACAGCGGCCUCGGAGAGAGUCCAGGACCGGGUCUACAGCGGCCUCGGAGAGAGUCCAGGACCGGGUCUACAGCGGCCUCGGAGAGAGUCCAGGACCGGGUCUACAGCGGCCUCGGAGAGAGCCCAGGACCGAGUCUACAGCGGUUCCCCAGAGGUUUGA
Messenger RNA from Knipowitschia caucasica, 441 nucleotides. The record is from the annotation of a GenBank genome assembly. NCBI's taxonomy places the organism in Eukaryota, Metazoa, Chordata, Actinopteri, Gobiiformes, Gobiidae.